GAAUUUCAACUCGCAAGCAUCGCAUCGGUAGAAUUCGUCAGAAUAGCGCCGAACAUUAUCGUACCCAGAACGGAAAUGGACGACGGCAUUCAAGGAUUUUAUAAGGACAAGGUGGUGUUCCUCACAGGCGCCACCGGGUUUCUGGGAAAAGUAAUAAUUGAGAAGCUCUUGCGAACGACGGAAGUGAAACGCAUUUACUCUAUGAUCAGGUCCAAAAAUGGUAAGGACAUGCAGGAACGUCUCGCCACUUGGAAGAAGGACCCACUUUUUGAAGUCCUGCUGAAGCUAAAGCCGGAUGCACUGAAGCGAAUCUCCGUCAUCGCGGGCGACUGCGCGGACCCUGACCUGGGCAUUAGUGGGUCAGAUCGCAAACUUCUGGUUUCUGAGGUGCAGAUUGUCAUCCAUGGAGCAGCCACGGUGCGCUUCAAUGAGCCACUUCAUGUGGCCCUGGCCAUCAAUACACGUGCCACGAGACUGAUGCUCCAGUUGGCCAAGCAGAUGAAGCACCUGGAGGCCUAUUUGCACAUCUCAACGGCGUUCUCCAACUGCGUUAUUUUCCGCAUCAAGGAGCAAUUCUAUCCCGAACACCUGACCUGCGGCUCGGACGCAGUUCUGGCCAUGAGUGAGCUACUGAGUGAGCAAAUGAUGGACAAGCUGGCACCCACGCUAGUUGGAGACUUUCCCAACACCUACGCCUACACCAAAGCCCUGGCAGAGGAUGUGAUCCUCCGGGAGUCCGGCGACCUUCCCCUGAGUGUCUUCCGACCAUCAAUCAUAAUCGCCACCUAUGAAGAGCCUGUUUCCGGUUGGAUGGACAAUCUCUACGGACCCAUCGCUUUCGUUUACGGCGCGAGCCAUGGCGUCCUCCGCCUGACCACUUACAAACCAGAUGGUUAUUCCUCCUUGGUGCCCGUGGACUACUGUGCGAAUGCGGCUUUGGCCAGUAUAUGGCAGACAUCCAAAGAGAAAUCACAACGAGAUACCACAUCCCAGCCCGCCAUCUACACCUUAGUACCCAGUGAAAACAAUCUACUAGCCAACCCGGACUUCAUCGACCACAUACUCAGCGUCCGCGAAGAUUUUCCAUUGACCAAGAUGAUAUGGUACCCGUUCGUACACAGCAUUUCCAACCCGCGACUUUUCCGUCUAGUCGCCUUCUUCUAUCAUACUUUACCUGGCUAUUUCUUUGAUCUAGCCCUGAGACUCACGGGAAGAAAGCCCCGUCUGGUGAAGCUGUACAGAAGUAUACAUGUGAACAUUGCGAUGCUAGAGUACUUUUUGCAUAACAGUUGGCACUUUGAGACGAAGAGCAUAGAUCGGCUGAAAGUGUUGAUGUCUGCGGAGGAUCGGCGAAUAUACAACUUCGAUAUGGAGGCUUUGGACUGGAAAAAUUACUUUCGGAAGGCCCUCUUCGGCAUGCGACUUUACCUGGCCAAUGAACCUCCAACAAAGGAAUCUGUCGAACAGGGUCGGCGACUCUUGCACCGAUUGAAGUUCCUGCACUACAGCUUUGUGACCCUACUGUGCGCCUUAGCUGCCUUCUUGGUGUGGACCCUUGUCAGGUUGUUCAUUUAGAACCGGAACAUUAGAACUAAGAAAAACUCUGGGUGUUCAUUGAAUAGACUGUAGUUUAUAGUUUCAAGCAAUAAAAUAACAAUUGAAAUUAA
This is a messenger RNA of Drosophila erecta, 1667 nucleotides long. RefSeq names its product fatty acyl-CoA reductase wat. The record is from RefSeq and is a predicted model, not a curated record. Bases 76 to 1575 code for a protein of 499 amino acids. Lineage: Eukaryota; Metazoa; Arthropoda; Insecta; Diptera; Drosophilidae. Gene Ontology annotation, cellular component: peroxisome. Gene Ontology annotation, molecular function: alcohol-forming very long-chain fatty acyl-CoA reductase (NADP+) activity. Gene Ontology annotation, biological process: long-chain fatty-acyl-CoA metabolic process. The transcript is spliced from 5 exons.